Molecule: messenger RNA, 1825 nt
Organism: Cuculus canorus (common cuckoo)
Lineage: Eukaryota; Metazoa; Chordata; Aves; Cuculiformes; Cuculidae
Gene: CASTOR1
Product: cytosolic arginine sensor for mTORC1 subunit 1
Exons: 9
Coding region: 109-1101 (330 amino acids)
Biological process (GO): cellular response to L-arginine; negative regulation of TORC1 signaling
Cellular component (GO): cytosol
Molecular function (GO): arginine binding
Source: RefSeq, a predicted model, not a curated record
GUGCGGGGCGGUCCCGGGGCGGUAUUUCCCCGCCCCGUUUCCUCGGGGGCGGUGCCGGGCGGUCCCGGAGCCGCGGUGGCUGCCGGCGGGGGCGGUGGGUGCCGGGCCAUGGACCUGCACAUCCUGGAGCACCGGGUGCGGGUGCUGAGCCUGGCUCGCCGCGGGCUCUGGCUCUACACCCACCCGCUGCUCAAGCUGCUCUUCCUGCCGCAGCGCUGCAGGUGCAAGUUCUUCAGCUUGACGGAGACCCCCGAGGACUACACCAUCAUGCUGGACGAGGAGGGCUUCAAAGAGCUGCCACCCUCCGAGUUCAUGCAAGUGGCGGAUUCGACGUGGCUCGUGCUCAGCGUCGUCUCCAAUGGCCGGGCACCCUCUGGCUGCCAAGCCACCGGUGUCACCAAGAUCGCCAGGUCAGUCAUUGCGCCGCUGGCGGAGCACCACGUCUCGGUGCUGAUGCUCUCCACCUACCAGACCGACUUCAUCCUGGUGCGGGAGAGGGAUCUGCCGGUGGUGAUCCACACGCUGGCAGGAGAGUUCGACAUCUACAAGGAGGAGGGUGGCGAGUGCGUCCCUGUCACCUGUGAUGAUGUGAGCAACGGCUUCCUCAAGCCCAAGCCGGCUGCCAGCCCCACGCUGCACCCCGUGCAGAGCCCCCAGACCCGCUUCUGCGUCCUGACGGUGGCCCCCGACACGCUGCCUGCCAUCGCCACCAUGCUCAUCGACGUCCUCUUCUACUCCCACAGCCCCCCGAGGGAGGCAGGUGCCAGCAGCCAGGACCUCGACUCCAUCACCUUCUUCGCCUUCUCCCUCAUUGAGGGCUACAUCUCCAUCGUGAUGGAUGCCGAAACGCAGAAGCGGUUCCCCAGCGACCUACUGCUCACCAGCUCCACGGGAGAGCUGUGGCGGAUGGUGCGGAUCGGCGGGCAACCCUUGGGCUUCGAUGAGUGUGGCAUCGUGGCGCAGAUCGCCGAGCCGCUGGCCGCCGCCGACAUCUCAGCGUAUUACAUCAGCACCUUCAACUUCGACCACGCCUUGGUCCCCGAGGAGGGCAUCGCCGAGGUCAUCCAGCUGCUGCAGCAGCGCCAGGAGAGUGGCAGAUAGUGGCCAGCUGUCCCCACGCCUGGUAGCCCAGUGGCUGGCUGUCCCCACACCUGGUGGCCCAGUGGCAGACAGCAGCUGGCUGUCCCCACACCUGGUGGCCCAGCGUGGUGGCACGGUGGGGUUUCCCCCUCAUCCCCACUCCCAGAUUCCUUAUUGUUUAAUUUUAAGGCUCCCCCCAUCCUCCAGCCCGGAGUGGGACAGAGCCGGGGUGCAGCGUCACUGGGGACAGUGGGGACGUGGUGGCUUUGGGGAUGCAGUGGCAGUGGGACAGUGUCGUGCAGGGGGAGGGAGCAGCGAUGCCGAAGGGCAGCACCGUGCCGUCCGCUGCCCUCCGGAGCCGAGUGCGUGACCCCAGGGACCUGCUGGUGGGAGGACGCGGUGGUGAUGUGGCACCGCAGGGGCUGGGGGUGACAGCCUGAGGGUGGUGGGAUGUGUCCCCGUGCCCUCUGUAGGUGGUGGUGGUGACUGUAAUGUUCUCGGGCACCCCUGGACUGAGUGGAAGCAUCCCCAGACCUGGGAUUCCUCAUGGACACCCCAAAAGUCUCCAAGGCUGAGAUGGGGGGGGGGCUGCAGUUCAUCCCCAGCCCUGUGUCCCCUCCAGGGUGGCCCCACGCCCCUGCCUGUGCCCUGGGGUGUUGAAGGGUGACAACGGGGACCCCGGACUCUUCCCAAGCUGUAUUUUCACAUAGUUUUUGGUAAGUCAAUAAAAGUCCUAUUAUUUUUA